Molecule: messenger RNA, 414 nt
Organism: Clonostachys solani
Lineage: Eukaryota; Fungi; Ascomycota; Sordariomycetes; Hypocreales; Bionectriaceae
Source: the annotation of a GenBank genome assembly
AUGUCGAAAGCGGAAAGGUAUCUUGGAGUUUUGGCCAGGAGACUAUGGAAAAGGCUGCAAUCCUCUGGCUCCAUUAUCGAGCAUCCAGACCCGGACCUUUUCGUCGGUCGCAGAUACGAGUUCAUUACGUACAAGAUUCUCUUCGAUCUCUACAGCUUGGGUGAUGUCCAUCAUGGCGCCACAUAUGAGACCUACCGCGGCCUGUGUUUUCAAGUAUGGGCCUGUUUGAAAAUGGUGCAUGCUCUUUCCGCCAAAGACACGUUCUUUAUGGUGGUGCCAUUGUAUGAAGCUGCGGAGAGUGACAAAUUCCGCCAUCUCUAUGAUAUAAAGAUCGAGUGGACUAUGUUCGGGGCUCCUGAUGAUAUGAACAUGGAAGCCUUCCAGGAAGGGAUCGUCGCAAUGUCCGCGCAGUGA